UCUGCCCUCCUCCCUUGGCCGAAAUGACCCAACUCGGGGGUCUAGUCCGAGUCCUGGGGUCUUUGAAGCAUUUGAACAUUACCUCUCCCGCCCUGCCCCCAACCUCCCCUCCAGUGGUUGACACCCUCCCUCCCUUUAGCACCUUCUCAAACACUCACCAAGAGCCUACUGUGUGCCAGGCGCACAGUAGGGCUAAACAUUGGGGGUCCAAGGAGGCAAAAGCCAGGCCUGCCCUGGAGGAGCUACCCAUCUCAUAGCAGAUGGCCACAAACAAGUGCUAGGGAGGGGGAACUGCCACUGGGGAGGACUCCUGAAUGGAGCCCGAGGGCAGCCCAGCCGGUUAGCCUGGAGCGUUCCGGGGUCAGCCCUCCUCCACCCUGCUACCUGCGCUAGGGCCAGGCUUAUACCACAAAUAAUUUUUACCACAACAGCCAGGAGUGAAGAGUGGGGGGAGGAGGGAGUGAGGUGAAAGGAGACUGGAGAAGGGAAAGAGGCGGAUUCGGAAGGGCCUUGAAUGCCACCCAACAGAGCCACCUGAGUUUAUGAAGGAGGGGGAGGGACAUGAUAGGACCUGCCUCUUAGUGGCUGAAGGAAGGAUGAAUGGCAGUGGGGAGACACCUGAGGCAGGCGGACCUAGCAGGAGACUUGAAAGACUGCCAGUGUGAGGCUCCUUCCAGUGUGGGGCAGCAUCGGAGGAGAGAAGGGGGCAGGCCCAUCACGGGAGAAGAACAGCUUGAAGAACUGAGGGGUGAGGGCGCUUGUGUGUGUUGGGCAGCGGCUGGGGAGCAGAGGAAAAUGAUGCUCUGGGUAGUGAGCUCGUGGAGGGAGGGAGGGGCAAGGCCCGGGGCUCUGCAGACAGCAGCUGCCAGGAUCUGGACUGGGUGUCAGACCUCAAAGGAGGAGGGGAUGCUGAGUGAUGGAGGGAGGGGUGAAGAGGGAAGUGGGAGCAAGGAGCCUUCUAUCCCCACCAGUGAUGGGGGGAGGGCAGCCAGGACUGGAAAGGGCUUGUGCCCAGCACCUGCCUCAGAGCCUGACAGAACUCUGAAGAUGUCUUCUAAUGGUCUCCUGAACAAUAACAGUCACACUGUCCAAGAGUUCACUGAGUCUGAAAGUGACCCUGAGAGGGUCCCAAGGUCCUGAGUAACCCUGUGAGAGGUGAUUCCUGGGCCCCUCCUGCUGCCUCCAGAUCUUCAGUUCUCGGGUGACAGCGGGUAUCUGAGCCCCGGAGGGAAGAGCCCAGUGAGGUGAUCCUGCUUUUGAGUCCCCGGCUGGACUAGGAAGGGAAGGUGGUAGCGCUUUUCCUACGUGAAAAGGAAUCCCACCAGGAGACGACACUUGCCCUGAGAUCUGAGCACACAGCCCGGAGAUAGCGCCCCUGGUACUCCUGGGGAUCAGCCAGGGACUCCUGCCCACCCUGCCUGGGCAGGGAGCACUCAGCCAGGACAGGACCAUGGAGGACUUGGCCUUCAUGCCUGCGGAGAGAGCUCAGCCUCCCCAAGGCUUUGCCUUUUCCCCAGAUGGGAGGACUGAGCAAGGAACGACGCCUGGAUUCCUCCCAGCCAGGUUUCAGGCAUCGGUGACAUUAAGGGACGUGGUGGUGGUCUUUACAAGGGAGGAGUGGAGAUGUCUGGCGCCUGCCCAGAGGGCCCUGUACAGGAACGUGGUGUUGGAGACUUAUGAGAACCUGGUCUUCCUCGGGCUUCCUGUUUCCAAACUGGAUGUGAUCUCCUUGUUAGAGAGAGGAGACGUGCAGUGGAUGUCAGAGGGAGAAGUCCCCAGAGGCUCUUCCACAGGUAAUAAUUCUCUUAAUCAGGAGACCAGGUUUGAAACCAGAAACUCAAGUCUGAAGCAGGACAUUUGCAAGAGACCAUCAGUCAAGACAAGACUAACAAAGCAUAGUUCUUGGAAGUCUACAAAGACAGAAGCUGUGGAAUAUGACAUUAAUUUAGAGAAACAGAGGGUUGACCAGGAAAGGCGAUUUAAACAAGUAACAUUGUCACAGAGAGCUAUUUUUAAUGAAGUGAGUGUACCUCGACAUCAUACCUUGGCCAAAAGUUUACUCCUCAAGUCAGUAUUUGUUCCAUCAUUGAGAGGAACUAUGGAGAAAAAUCUUCAAAAAUAUAAGACACUUGGAAGGAGCUUCAGGGAUUUUUCAGACCCAUUCACAUGUAAUAUGUUUUCCUUAGGGAAGAACCUUUCUAAGUACAACAAGUUGAAGAAGCACUUCAGUUAUCACUCAGAUCUAAUUACAUUUUAUAGACUACAUACAGGAGAAAAGUUACAUGAACACAGUGAAAGUGGAAAACCAUUUGGAAGAAGAUUACAUGUUGCUAGACACCAGAAAAUUCAUAUUGGAGAGAAACUUGAGUGCAAUAGUUAUGGCAAAACCUUUAAUAGAAGAAGCCUGAUGAAAAAGAAGAAAACUGAGACUAGGAAAAAAUCCUUUGAUUGUGAUAAAUGUGGAAUAGGCUUCAACUGGAGGUCAAACCUCAUUAGACAUCAAAGAACUCAUACUGGAUUGAAACCAUUUGAAUGUAAUGAAUGUGGAAAAACUUUCAGUGAGAGGGCAUCUGUUACUAGACAUCAAAGAACUCAUACUGGAGAGAAACCCUUUGAAUGUAAUGAAUGUGGGAAAGUCUUCAGCAGGAGGGAACAACUCAUUACCCAUGAGAGAACUCAUACUGGAGUGAAACCCUUUUUAUGUAAUAUAUGUGGGAAAGCCUUUAGGGAGAGCCAAGUACUCAAAGGCCAUCAGAGAACUCACACAGGGGAGAAACCAUUUGAAUGUAAUGAAUGUGGGAAGGCUUUCAGUUGGAAAGGGCAUCUUAUUAUGCAUAAGAGGACUCAUACUGGAGAGAAACCCUUUCAAUGUAACGAAUGUGGGAAAGCCUUCUGUCAGAGGGGGUCUUUUAAUAGACAUCAGAGAACUCAUACUGGAGAAAAACCCUUUGAAUGUAAUGAAUGUGGAAAAGCCUUCAGUUUGAAAAGUGUGCUCAAAAUCCAUCAGAAAACCCACAUGGGAGUGAAACCCUUUGAAUGUAAUAUAUGUGGGAAUGCCUUCAGUGACAGAAAUAUUCUCAAAAGCCAUCAGAAAACACAUUCUAAAGUAAAACCUUUUGAAUGUAAUGCAUGUGGGAUAGGAUUCCAGUGGAGAUCAAGCCUUGUUAUACAUCAGAGAACUCACACUGGAGAGAAACCUUUUGUAUGUAAUGAAUGUGGGAAAUGCUUUAGUCGGAAGGAGAACCUUAUUAGACAUCAGAGAACUCAUUCUGGAGUGAAACCUUUUGAAUGUAAUGAAUGUGAGAAAAGUUUCAGUGAGAGCAUAUACAGCACACAUCAUAGAACACAUACUGGAGAAAGACCCUUUGAAUGUAACGAAUGUGGGAAAGGUUUUAGCCGAAAGGGAAGCCUUAUUAGACAUCAGAAAAUUCAUACUGGAGUGAAGCCCUUUGAAUGCAAUGAAUGUGGAAAAACCUUCAGUGAGAGGGCAUCCAUUAACAGACAUCAAAGAACUCAUACUGGAGAGAAACCCUUUGAAUGCAAUGAAUGUGGGAAAGUCUUUAGCCGGAGGGAACAACUUAUCACCCAUGAGAGAAUUCAUACUGGACUGAAACCCUUUCUGUGUAACAUAUGUGGGAAAGCCUUCAGUGAAAGCCAGGGGCUCAGAAGGCAUCAGAGAACUCAUACUGGAGAGAAACCCUUUGAAUGUAAUGAAUGUGGGAAAGCCUUCAGUUCGAGUAAUGUUCUCAAAAGUCAUCAGAGACUCCAUACUGGUGAGAAACCCUUUGAAUGCAAUGAAUGUGGGAGAGCCUUCAGGUCAAGUAAUGGACUCAAAAGCCAUCAAAGAACUCAUACAGGAGAGAAACACUUUGAAUGCAAUGAAUGUGGGAGAUCCUUUAGUCAGAGGAUAAAUCUCAUUUAUCAUCAGAUAAACCACACUGGAAUGAAAUCCUUUGAAUGUAAUGAAUGUGGGAAAGGCUUCUUCCAGAUGCAGAGCCUUAACAGACAUCAGCGAGCUCAUACUGGGGUGAAACCCUUUGAAUGCAAUGAAUGUGGGAGAGCCUUCAGUUCAAGAAAUGUUCUCAAAAGCCAUCAGAGAACUCAUUCAUAUAAGAGUGAAACUAUUUUAAUAUAGUCAUAAGUGAAGGCCUUUAAUGAUAAUAUUCUUAAAGGUCAUCAGAGAACUUACACUGGAAAGAAACCCAUUGAAUAUGAUGAAUGUAACAAAGGAUUCAGUUGGAGGGCAAACCUAAUUAGAUAUCAGUGUGAUGAUUAAAAAUAUGAAAGACAUGGUAUCUAGGUAAUUCAAUCAUCUUAUUAACAUGGCCAGUGAAUUUUUUUUUUGCAGGGCAAUGGGGGUUAAGUGACUUGCCCAGGGUCACACAGCUAGUAAGUGUCAAGUGUCCGAGGCCGGAUUUGAACUCAGGUACUCCUGAAUCCAGGACUGGUGCUUUAUCCACUGCCCCACCUAGCUGCCUGCCAGUGGAUUAUUAAUAGAAUGAGAUCUGUGGCCAUCUCUCUCAGACCAAAGACCCCUUCCUAGCAGUCAGGUCUUGUUCAUAUACUUUUUUUUGGGGGGGGGGUGAGGCAA
This is a messenger RNA of Dromiciops gliroides (monito del monte), 4591 nucleotides long. Its product is annotated as zinc finger protein 260-like. Bases 1451 to 4135 code for a protein of 894 amino acids. Gene Ontology annotation, biological process: regulation of transcription by RNA polymerase II. Gene Ontology annotation, molecular function: DNA-binding transcription factor activity, RNA polymerase II-specific; RNA polymerase II cis-regulatory region sequence-specific DNA binding. Gene Ontology annotation, cellular component: nucleus. The transcript has 7 exons. NCBI's taxonomy places the organism in Eukaryota, Metazoa, Chordata, Mammalia, Microbiotheria, Microbiotheriidae. The record is from RefSeq and is a predicted model, not a curated record.